UUCUGAUCAGCUUUCUUGAGUGAGCUGUGCUGUGCGGCUAGAGUGGACAUUCAAUAAUGAGUGGUGCAGCGCUGGGCCUUGAGAUAGUGUUUGUCUUUUUUCUGGCCUUAUUCCUACUACAUCGAUAUGGAGACUUCAAGAAACAACAUAGGCUGGUGAUCAUAGCAACACUAUUGGCUUGGUAUCUUUGCUUUCUUAUUGUAUUUAUACUGCCUCUGGAUGUCAGUACGACUAUUUAUAAUCGGUGCAAACUUGCUGUUAACUCCAGCCCUGUUGAAAGCAAUGGAUCCUACGUUACUCUUGCUCCAAGCAAGCAAAAAUGCUUCAAACCAUGGAGUUAUAUUCCUGAUGGAAUUAUGCCCAUUUUCUGGCGUGUUGUGUAUUGGACAUCACAGUUUUUAACAUGGAUUCUGCUACCUUUCAUGCAGUCCUAUGCUAGAUCUGGAGGGUUCUCCAUUACUGGAAAGAUUAAAACGGCACUGAUUGAGAAUGCAAUCUAUUAUGGCACUUACUUGCUGAUUUUUGGAGCAUUUUUAAUAUAUGUGGCUGUAAACCCAAACUUCAAUUUACAAUGGAACCAACUUCAGACUAUUGGGAUAGCUGCUGCAAAUACAUGGGGUCUCUUUCUUCUGGUGUUGCUUUUGGGUUAUGGUUUGGUUGAAAUUCCCCGUUCUCACUGGAAUGGGGCCAAGAGGGGUUAUCUACUCAUGAAGACCUAUUUCAAAGCUGCCAAGCUGAUGACUGAAAAAGCAGAUGCAGAGGAGAAUUUAGAGGAUAUUAUGGAGGAAGUCCGUAAAGUAAGUGAGAGUAUCAAGUAUAACCACCCUUUGAGAAAGUGCGUUGAUACAAUACUAAAGAAGUGCCCUACUGAGUACCAGGAAAGAAUGGGUAGGAACAUGGACGAUUAUGAAGAUUUUGAUGAAAGACAGAACAGUUAUCCAAGUGAAAAAAGUUUGGUUAAACUUCACAAGCAGGUAAUCUAUUCAGUACAGAGACAUUGUCGUGCACAGGUCCAGUGGCAAAUUCUUUUAGAACAAGCAUUUUACCUAGAAGAUGUUGCAAAAAAUGAAACAAGUGCAACUCGACAGUUUGUUCAUACAUUUCAUUCCCAGGAACCAGAAAAUAAAAUUAUUCAGUAUUUCUACACACCAACUGUUGAGUGGUACUGGGAAUGUCUUCUACGACCGUGGUUUUACAGGGUGCUUGCAGUUAUGUUGGCCACAUUCUCUGUAGUUGUUGUGUGGUCAGAGUGCACAUUUUUCAGCACAAAACCAGUUCUGUCGCUAUUUGCAGUUUUCAUACAGCUGGCAGAAAAGACAUAUAAUUAUAUAUACAUAGAGAUGGCCUGUUUUCUUACCAUCUUUUUCCUAAGUAUCUGUGUUUACUCUACUGUCUUCAGGAUACGUGUAUUUAACUACUAUUACUUAGCUUCACAUCAUCAGACAGAUGCAUACAGUCUGCUUUUCAGCGGCAUGUUGUUUUGCCGCCUUACUCCACCAUUAUGCUUGAACUUCUUGGGACUGACCCAUAUGGAUGCAACGAUCUCUCACAGAAACACUCAGCCAACCGCUUAUACAUCUAUAAUGGGAUCCAUGAAAGUGCUAUCCUUCAUUGCAGAUGGGUUCUAUAUAUAUUACCCAAUGCUUGUUGUCAUUCUUUGUAUUGCCACAUACUUUAGUUUAGGAACUCGUUGUUUGAAUCUUUUGGGAUUCCAGCAGUUCAUGGGGGAUAGCGAAAUGACCUCUGAUUUGAUUGAUGAAGGAAAAGAGCUAAUCAGAAUAGAGAAAAGAAAACGACAAAGACAGGAAGAAGGGGAAAACAGAAGAAGGGAAUGGAAGGAGCGAUAUGGAAAUAGAGAAAGUUCCACUAGAAACAGGGUUGUCCACACAGACCAAAAAGAAUCCAGCUUCUCAGAGACCAGUACCAACAGACCGCUGUCGAAGUAUACCCGAUCAAAUGGUAGGACUGAAAGAGAUAGAAUAGAACUCCUCCAGGAUGCAGAACCUUUGGAUUUUAAUGCAGACUCGAUUAGCGAUGACCCUCUUGAAUCGGACUCAGGAAGGUGA
This is a messenger RNA of Apaloderma vittatum (bar-tailed trogon), 2066 nucleotides long. RefSeq names its product LMBR1 domain containing 2 (gene LMBRD2). Bases 57 to 2066 code for a protein of 669 amino acids. Gene Ontology annotation, biological process: adrenergic receptor signaling pathway. The transcript is spliced from 16 exons. Gene Ontology annotation, cellular component: membrane. The record is from RefSeq and is a predicted model, not a curated record. Lineage: Eukaryota; Metazoa; Chordata; Aves; Trogoniformes; Trogonidae.